This is a messenger RNA of Coffea eugenioides, 441 nucleotides long. RefSeq lists its product as uncharacterized. The coding region runs from base 1 to 441 and encodes 146 amino acids. The transcript has a single exon. The record is from RefSeq and is a predicted model, not a curated record. NCBI's taxonomy places the organism in Eukaryota, Viridiplantae, Streptophyta, Magnoliopsida, Gentianales, Rubiaceae. Gene Ontology annotation, molecular function: RNA-DNA hybrid ribonuclease activity; nucleic acid binding.
AUGCUAAGGAACUCUGAAGGACGGAUGAUUUUCGCCUUUUCUGAGUCUUGUGGGAGGGUGACCUCACUGCAAGCUGAAGCUAGGGCAUUGUGUAGGGGACUUCAAAUGUGUGGGUUACUAGGUUAUGCUCCAACUAUAGUUGAGGGCGAUUCUAAAGUCCUAAUUGAUGCAAUCCAGUGGUAUGGCAGUGUCCCGAAAGCUAUGCUCCCAGUAAUCCAUCAUAUCCACCAGGUUUCUGUUGCCGGGAUUUCACAUCAACAUAUUUAUCGGGAAGGAAAUGCUGUUGCAGACGUGUUGGCAUCCUAUGGUUGUGACUCUAAUGGGUUUAGCUUAUUCCUCUCGUUCCAGUCCUUGCCAAAGUCUCUCAGAGGUCUCUACAAUGUUGAUCGGCUAGGAGCUGGAAGUUUUAGAUUUUUCAGACGGCCACAUAGGGCUAGUUGA